Molecule: messenger RNA, 3848 nt
Organism: Carya illinoinensis
Lineage: Eukaryota; Viridiplantae; Streptophyta; Magnoliopsida; Fagales; Juglandaceae
Product: villin-4
Exons: 25
Coding region: 519-3401 (960 amino acids)
Biological process (GO): cytoskeleton organization; actin filament severing
Molecular function (GO): actin filament binding
Source: RefSeq, a predicted model, not a curated record
AAAAGAGAUCAGAAAAUCAUCAGUUGACGAGCAACGAAGUGAAGGUGGGAGGGACAUGCUGCCGCUAGUGAUAAGCACGAUUGGCACUUCCAUAAUCAUCGUCGUCGUCAUCAUUCACUCCAACCCAUUUCACCCCCCCCCUCUCUCUCUCUCUUCCUUUUUUUUACCCUCUAAAAUUCUUCUUCUUCAGCCCCACUUUCUUUUUCUCUCUCACUUUCCUUCUUCUCGUCCCCCUGCCUUUUUCCGCUGGUCUGGUCCUCCAAAAUUUUCAUAGGGAUGCUUUCUUUUAAUAUCCUUCGUUAGAUUGGAUCUGGGUUCUCCUUCGUUCCGUUUUCCCCCUUCAUUUCCAGAGGGUUCUGUUGCCUGAUUUUCCCCAAGCAACACCGUAGUUAGCGACGUGAUUGAGCUCAAACUGUUCGAAUUUAUGUGAAAUGUUGUGCUUUGUCAACCACAUUGUAUCGAAGUUCGGAACUUUGCCAUAGUGGUGAAAAUCAAUUGGUUAAAGCUGCAAAAACAGAAUGUCUGUUUCCAUGAAAGAUUUGGAUCCAGCUUUCCAAGGAGCUGGACAAAAGGCUGGGCUCGAAAUAUGGCGCAUUGAGAACUUUCUUCCUGUUCUUGUGCCAAAGUCUACUUAUGGAAAGUUUUUUACAGGGGAUUCCUAUGUGAUCUUGAAGACAAUUGCCUUAAAAAGUGGUGCUUUGCGCCAUGACAUCCAUUAUUGGCUUGGUAAAGAUACCUCUCAGGAUGAAGCUGGUGUGGCAGCGAUCAAGACAGUCGAACUUGAUGCAGCUCUUGGAGGACGUGCCGUUCAGUAUCGUGAAGUACAGGGUCAUGAAACUGAAAAGUUCCUAUCCUAUUUUAAACCAUGUAUCAUACCUCAAGAAGGUGGGGUUUCAUCAGGAUUCAAGCAUGCUGAGGCUGAAGAGCACAAGACACGCUUGUUUGUCUGUAAAGGAAAACAUGUUGUCCAUGUAAAAGAGGUUCCUUUUGCUCGAUCUUCUCUCAACCAUGAUGACAUUUAUAUUCUGGAUACCAAGUCAAAAAUUUUCCAAUUUAAUGGUUCCAACUCAUCCAUUCAAGAGAGGGCUAAAGCAUUAGAAGUUGUUCAGUACAUUAAAGAUACAAAUCAUGAUGGGAAAUGUGAGAUAGCUGCAAUUGAGGAUGGAAAGUUGAUGGCUGAUGCUGAAACUGGAGAAUUUUGGAGUUUCUUUGGUGGCUUUGCUCCACUUCCUAGGAAAGCAGCUAGCGAUGAGGACAAUACUGUUGAUUCACAUCCUACUAAGCUACACAGCAUUGAGAAGGGGAAGGCAAAACCUAUUGAGGCUGAUUCUUUGACAAGGGACUUGCUAGACACAAAUAAAUGCUACUUACUUGAUUGUGGGAUAGAAGUGUUUGUAUGGAUGGGGAGAAGUACCUCUCUUGAUGAUAGAAAGAGUGCAAGUGGAGCUGCAGAAGAGUUAGUCCAUGGCCCCAAUCGACCUAAAUCUCACAUCAUUCGUGUAAUCGAGGGAUUUGAGACAGUGAUGUUCCGCUCCAAGUUUGAUUCAUGGCCUCAGACAGCUGACGUAGCUGUGUCAGAGGAUGGUAGGGGCAAAGUUGCAGCACUGCUAAAGCGCCAAGGUGUUAACGUGAAGGGUCUGUUAAAAUCUGAUCCAGUUAAGGAAGAACCUCAGCCAUACAUUGACUGCACGGGGAAUCUACAGGUUUGGCGUGUGAAUGGCGAGGAAAAGAUUCUACUUCCAGCUUCUGAUCAAUCAAAGUUUUACAGUGGAGAUUGCUAUAUCUUUCAGUAUUCAUAUCCAGGAGAAGAUAAGGAAGAAUACCUUAUUGGAACAUGGUUUGGAAAGCAGAGCGUUGAGGGUGAAAGGGCUUCAGCUACUUCACUGGCAAGCAAGAUGGUUGAAUCAUUGAAGUUCUUUCCUUGUCAGGCUCUCAUCUACGAGGGAAAUGAGCCCAUUCAGUUCUAUUCAAUCUUCCAGAGCUUUAUUGUUCUCAAGGGCGGUCUAAGUGAUGGAUUCAAAAAUUGCAUUGUGGAGAAGGGAAUUCCAGAUGAUACAUAUAAAGAGGAUGGUAUUGCGUUGUUUCGUGUCCAGGGCACUGGACCUGAUAAUAUGCAAGCAAUACAAGUUGAAGCAGCUGCAUCAUCUUUGAAUUCUUCCUACUGUUAUAUUUUACAUAGUGACUCAGCCGUCUUUACAUGGUCUGGAAACCUCACAACAUCAGAUAACCAGGAGCUGGUUGAGAGGCAGCUUGAUCUGAUAAAGCCAAAUGUACAGUCCAAAACCCAAAAGGAAGGUGCCGAAUCUGACCAGUUUUGGGCUUUGUUGGGAGGGAAAUCUGAAUACCCCAGCCAAAAGAUUGUCAGGGAUGCUGAAAGUGAUCCUCACCUAUUUGCUUGCAAUUUCUCAAAAGGAAACUUGAAGGUGACAGAGAUAUACAACUUCACUCAGGAUGAUUUGAUGACUGAAGAUAUAUUCAUUCUGGAUAUUCACUCAGAGAUCUUUGUCUGGGUUGGUCAACAAGUUGACUCUAAGAAUAGAGCGCAAGCUUUAACUAUUGGGGAGAGUUUUCUUGAGCAUGAUUUUCUUCUAGAAAAGUUAUCUCGUGAAGCUCCGAUAUAUAUUGUCAUGGAAGGGAGUGAGCCGCCUUUCUUCACACGGUUAUUUGAAUGGGACUCUGCAAAAUCUGCUAUGCUUGGGAACUCAUUCCAAAGGAAGCUUACCUUGGUAAAAAGUGGGGGUACUCCAACUGUUGAUAAACCCAAACGGAGAACACCAGUAUCUUAUGGAGGAAGGUCUAGCGUUCCAGAAAAAUCACAGCGUUCCAGAAGUAUGUCUUUUAGCCCUGACCGAGUUCGAGUAAGGGGCAGGUCUCCAGCUUUCAAUGCACUAGCAGCUAAUUUUGAGAACCCUAAUGCCAGAAACCUUUCUACUCCACCCCCUGUAGCAAGAAAGCUCUACCCAAGAUCUGUAACCCCAGAUUCGGGAAAUCUGGCUUCCAAACCCUCAGGUAUUGCAACACUAAGUGCCACUUUUGAACAGCCUCCACCAGCACGAGAAGCUAUCAUUCCUCGAUCUCUUAAGGUGAGCCCAGUGACCCCCAAACAAAAACCAGAGGCAAAUGAUAAGGAGAACUCUAUAAGCAGAAAAUUAGAAUCGCUGACCAUACAGGAGGAUGUGAAAGAGGGUGAAGUUGAAGAUGAGGAAGGUCUCCCAGUAUACCCUUACGAACGCCUUAAAAUAACGUCAUCAGAUCCUAUUACCGAGAUUGAUGUGACCAAGCGAGAGACGUAUCUGUCUUCUACCGAAUUCAGGGAGAAAUUUGGGAUGACAAAGGUUGUUUUUUUCAAGUUGCCCAAGUGGAAACAGAACAAGCUCAAGAUGGCCCUUCAAUUAUUCUGAGUCUCCUUUAUCCCCUGAUUUUUUCUUCGGCUCCCUGCAGUUUUAGGUUGCAGUGGGGAACACAAUCUCAGGAGUGAAAGGGACAGCAUCAGUGCAUUUUUAGCUGCUUCUGCUCCCAAGAAGCUUGUUUCAAUGGAGGAUGGACAGAAUCAGAGAUUUUCACUACACCUCUUUUCCCCCUUUCUGGUGGUUUGAAUAUCUAUUUUAGUUUCUUUGUUGAGUUAGCUGCUUGGUAUUCUUUUUGGUCACAGGUUUGUUGUGAGUUUGCAUUUUUGUUUUUCUUCUUCGUUUUCAUUGUUGUCGAUUCAAAAUUUAUUUCGAUAGAGCAAUGAAUGCAGUCUACUUAGGUUGUAUUGGUAGCUGAGGAUGGAAGUGUGUGCAGCAGAGUAUAAAAAACCAGUAUACUUGUUUAUUUGUUUUGACAAUAAAGUGUGAUUUUUGUCUUCU